Messenger RNA from Miscanthus lutarioriparius, 1530 nucleotides. Lineage: Eukaryota; Viridiplantae; Streptophyta; Magnoliopsida; Poales; Poaceae. The record is from the annotation of a GenBank genome assembly.
AUGACGCUGUUGUGCGUGCCGCUGGUGGGGCGGACGGUGGAGGAGAUGAUUGCCGACGCGGCGGCCGCCGCCGCCACCGGCGGCGACAUGGUCGAGAUCCGGCUUGACUUCAUUCAGGGGUUCCGCCCGCACGAGCACCUACCGCCCCUGCUCCGCGGCUGCCCGCUCCCGGCCCUCGUCACCUACCGACCUGUCUGGGAAGGAGGCCAAUAUGAAGGUGAUGACACCACAAGAUUUGAGACACUACGUUUAGCAAUGGAAUUAGGUGUAGACUAUGUUGAUAUUGAAUUGAAGGUUGCAGACAAAUUUAUGAGCUUUAUUUCUGGCCAUAAGCCAGAGAAAUGUAAACUUAUUGUUUCUUCACAUAAUUAUGAAUAUACUCCAUCCUGUGAGGAAAUUACAAAUCUUGUUGCUAGAAUACAAGCAGUUGGAGCUGACAUAGUGAAAGUUGCAACAACCGCUAAGGACAUUGUUGAUGUAUCACGGAUGUUCCAAGUGAUGGUACACUGCCAAGUGCCUAUGAUUGGACUCGUAAUGAGUGAAAGAGGUUUAAUGUCAAGAGUGUUAGCGCCCAAGUUUGGUGGAUAUCUUACAUUUGGGAUACUGAAUGCUACAAAGACAUCAGCUUCUGGACAACCAACAGUUGAGGACUUACUGGACAUUUACAACAUAAAGUGUAUUGGGCCUGAUACAAAGGUUCUUGGUCUUAUAGCCAACCCAGUAAAGCAGAGCAAGAGCCCAAUUUUGCACAAUAAAUGUCUUCAAUCCAUUGGAUAUAAUGCUGUUUAUCUUCCACUUCUUGGAGACAAUCUUGCUAGUUUUCUUGAGACAUAUUCAUCUCCUGACUUUUCAGGAUUUAGUUGCUCACUUCCUUUCAAAGUAGAUGCUGUACAGUGUUGUGAUGAACAUGAACCAGUUGCUAAGUCAAUAGGAGCGAUAAACACCAUAAUUAGAAGACCAGAUGGCAAAUUAGUGGGGUACAAUACGGACUACAUUGGAGCGAUAUCUGCUAUUGAGGAUGGCAUUGGAGGUCCAGGAUCAAAGGACGCUGCCAGCUCACCAUUGGCUGGUAGGCUUAUUGUUGUUGUAGGUGCUGGGGGUGCUGGUAAGGCAAUUGCUUAUGGGGCAAAGGAAAAGGGUGCGAGGGUAGUUAUAGCAAAUCGCACCUAUGAGAAGGCUGUAAGUCUUGCCAACGCAAUUGGUGGUCAGGCCCUGAGAUUAGAAGACCUGGAAACUUUCAGACCUGAAGAAGGGAUGAUCCUUGCUAAUGCAACAUCAUUGGGGAUGUACCCAAAUGUUGAUGGUACUCCUAUUCCGAAGAAAGCUCUGUGUUUCUAUGAUGUGGUAUUUGAUGCCGUAUAUGCCCCAAAAGUCACAAGGCUUCUUCGAGAAGCAGAAGAAUGUGGAGUUAAAGUUGUUAGUGGUGUGGAAAUGUUUAUUAGACAAGCCAUGGGUCAAUUUGAGCGUUUCACCGGUGGUAUAGAAGCUCCUGAAUGCCUGAUGCGUGAGAUAGCAGCAAAAUACACCUAG